CUUUCUUUCUUUCUUUCUCUCUCUUCCAACAAUAACAAUAAUAUUAUACGGUAACUAGUAACAAAGCAAACCAAGUGCUUCUUCUUCUUCGUCGUCGUCGUCGUCUUCUCAUUGUUUUCCUUUUAAACACUCUCACAGUCACGCAGAAGAGAGAGAGAGAGAGAGAAUGGUGAAAUCUAGCUCGUGCUUGAAGCUCAUCACUUGCGGUGGUGGUCCUGAUUCUGGAGACACAGAUUACCAACCAGUUUCUGAGGUCAAGGAUACUAGUGAUAAACGUGGUUGGAGUUUCCGGAAGCGAUCUGCAAGGCACCGCGUGCUUAGCAACACUGUAAUAACAGAAACCCCAUCUUCGGCAAACAAGGAGAGUUCAGAAUGUAGAAGUAUUAGUUUUCAACCAGUGCCGGCUGAACAUAAUGUUGUUGAGAAAAUUCAUACAACAAAUGUCUCUGAUGAGAAGCCUCAGUUACUGUCCUUGGGAAGUUCACAAAUACCAGAAACAAUUGUUACAGAAACCAAGAAUAUGGUGGAUGUUGACCCAAAUCCACCCGAAUCAGCUGUUAUCAUCAUCCAGGCUGCCAUUAGAGGGUUCUUGGCUCGGAGAGCAUUGCUAAAGAGCAAGAAUGUAGUCAAGUUGCAAGCUGCUUUUCGAGGCCACUUGGUCAGGAGGCAUGCUGUAGGAACGCUUCGAUGUGUUCAAGCCAUUGUUAAAAUUGUGAAUUUCUUGAACUCUGGUAAUGUAAAUCACGUGACACACACUUCCAUGGAGAAGCUAGCGAGCAACAAAUUUGCUUGUCAGCUGUUGGAAUCAACACCAAGAAAUAAACCUAUUGGUGUCAAAUGUGACCCUUCAAAAAAUGAUUCUGCUUGGAGAUGGUUGGAGAGAUGGAUGUCUGUUUCAUCGGCAGACUCUGCAGAUAACGUAAAACCAGUUGGCAUGCCUGAACAAUCAGACAAAACCAAAAAGGACACUUCUGUUUCUCAAGUGGAAAUGGACAUUCAAACCGAAGUCGUUCCUCAGUCAUCUGGCUCUAGGGAAUUGCCUCCAGCAUCUGAGGAUGAAGAUAAGACAACCACUUAUGAUGCUAAUAACUAUAACUAUGAUGCAAACCAUUCUACAUCUUUCAUACCACUUGACUUGGAAGAGGUUCCUGAAAAGACUUUUAUCAGCGAUGAUAAAGGAACAGCAACUGAAAUUAAUUCUUUCCAAAAUGGAAAAAUGGAAGCGAAUGCAAGUGUCCCGGAGGGACCUGGUCCUAUUGAUCAGAAGCCUGAAAUUGAUGGUGAAGCAGACAGACAAUCUACAAAUCAAUUUGACUCAGACCAACUCGAGCCUGAGGGAAAGAAACUUGUGCAUGGAACAAGGAAGUCUAAUAAUCCCGCUUUUAUUGCCAUGCAGUCAAAAUUUGAAGAGCUGACAUCAAUGGCCAAUUCAAGUAAAUCAAGCAGUCUGUCCAAUCAAGAUGCACCACUUGAAUCACAAGCAGAGGCAUCUUCUAUUGUUGCAGUUACUGCACAUAGAUCGAAGGAGUUCUUCUCAUCUGAGAAUUCUGCAAAUUAUCCUUUCAUAACUGUUGGGUCGUCUGAAUGUGGUACUGAACUCUCAGUAACUUCUACUCUUGAUUCACCUGACAGAUCUGAGGUCGGGGCUAAGGAAAGUGAGCAUGAUGCCAAAGAUUUGGUAGAAAGGAUUGAUAAUCCUGAAAGUAAGAUGGAUCAUGGUCUUGAUCCCAAUAUAGUGCAGGCUACUCCAACUAAUAACGUACCAAACUCAUAUUCAGAUCAAUUAGAGAUCAUUGAUGACAUAAGCAACAAUGUGGUUAAUCCAGGGCUGGUUGGGAAUUCUCAAGAGGUUGCUGUUAAGCCUGAGCAAAAUGCAUCUGACCUAUUGAGAGAACCGGAAGAGGCCAUUCAACAAGAUUCCAAGUUGUCUCCGGAAGCUUCGCCAAUAAGUCAGCAAUAUCAACUAGGAACACCUUCUAGUCAGGUAUCGAUGACCAUUCCUGAUUCUCAAGGAACACCAUCAAGUCAGGUAUCUAUCAAACCUAAAGAGAAGAAAACCAACAAGACCGGAUCCAGCAAUAAGCGUAAAAUCCUGUCUUCCGAUAACAAAUCUCCUGCAAGUGCAAAUCAUGAUUCAGGCACAAGAGGUAGUAGGGAACAACAACCAAAAGAUCAACCGAGCGGAAAGAGACGCAGUUCCUUCGGCUCAGCAAAAUCUGAUCACAUUGAUCAAGAAGCAAGAGAUAACAGUAGUAACAAUAGUUCUAUUCCCCAUUUCAUGCAAGCUACUGAAUCUGCUAGGGCCAAGAUGAAUGCAAAUAACUCUCCAAGAUCGAGUCCGGAUGUAAAUGACCAAGAAAUCCAUCUUAAGAAGAGACAUUCCCUACCCGGUGCAACUGGCAGGCAGGACUCUCCACGCAUCCAGCGAUCACCACAGUCAAGCACGAAGGGAAAUGGUGUGCAUCUUCAACAUGAGAGAAAAUGGCAGAGAUGAAGUGAUGCUUUGACGACUGAAGGAUAGUAUGCUCACAUGCAUCCAAAAUCAUUGGUGACCAUUACAAAUGCUGUAGCACCUUGGCAGAAUGCAAUGUUGUACUUCUGGUUACAUGCCUUAAUUUUCUUUGAAGGAUAACCACUAGAGUUAAUUUUUUAUGCUUUUUAUUGUUAUCCUAAAAGGAAAAAAAUUCUUGGGUUUUUUUUUCUCUUUACUUUAUUCUUUGCCUCCCCUUCCUGUCUGUCUCCGGUAAUUUAAACGUGGAGUUUGGCCAUGAAAGUAGGGUUUGUUUGGGAACAUACAUAUAUAGAAAUGAGUGAGGCUUACAUGUGUACAUUAUUUGUUUUUGUUUUUUUUUUUAUCAUAUACAAUUUUUAUUGUGAUAAACUUGUAAGUUCCAGAAUCCAAACUACUUGUGAUUGUGAUGUUAAUUUUUAUAUUUU
Molecule: messenger RNA, 2937 nt
Organism: Arachis duranensis
Lineage: Eukaryota; Viridiplantae; Streptophyta; Magnoliopsida; Fabales; Fabaceae
Product: protein IQ-DOMAIN 32
Exons: 7
Coding region: 167-2494 (775 amino acids)
Molecular function (GO): protein binding
Source: RefSeq, a predicted model, not a curated record